ACCACUGCCCUAACGCCACUAUACAAAGCGGCAACGUUGAUUCAAUUUCUGCUCUCUCCAUCGAAAGCGCAGGCGGAGACAGACCCAAUCGCCCUCGAUUUUCCACCGGCUAGAGAGCAAAUCAUUCAAACAGAGGGGAAAAUGAGGGAAAUCCUGCACAUCCAGGGUGGGCAAUGCGGCAACCAGAUCGGUGCCAAGUUUUGGGAGGUCAUUUGCGACGAGCACGGAAUCGAUCACACUGGCAAGUACAGCGGCGACUCAGAUCUCCAGCUCGAGCGCGUCAACGUUUACUAUAAUGAGGCCAGCGGUGGCAGGUACGUCCCACGCGCCGUCCUCAUGGACCUUGAGCCUGGCACCAUGGAUUCCGUCAGAUCUGGUCCCUACGGCCAGAUCUUCAGGCCGGAUAAUUUUGUGUUUGGCCAGUCUGGCGCCGGAAACAACUGGGCGAAGGGGCAUUACACCGAAGGAGCUGAACUGAUCGACGCAGUCCUCGAUGUUGUACGCAAGGAGGCCGAAAAUUGUGACUGCUUGCAAGGAUUCCAAGUUUGUCAUUCUUUGGGUGGAGGCACUGGAUCUGGAAUGGGUACUCUCCUCAUCUCCAAGAUCAGGGAAGAAUAUCCCGACCGGAUGAUGUUGACAUUCUCUGUAUUCCCUUCCCCGAAGGUAUCGGACACUGUUGUAGAGCCAUACAAUGCCACCCUAUCAGUUCAUCAGCUCGUUGAAAAUGCGGACGAAUGUAUGGUCUUGGAUAACGAGGCCCUCUACGACAUCUGCUUCCGAACCCUCAAGCUCGCCACUCCUACUUUUGGUGAUCUCAACCACCUCAUCUCCGCCACAAUGAGUGGUGUCACAUGCUGCCUUCGGUUCCCCGGACAGCUCAACUCCGAUCUCAGGAAGCUUGCAGUUAAUCUGAUCCCAUUCCCUCGCCUGCAUUUCUUCAUGGUUGGGUUCGCCCCCUUGACCUCCCGAGGAUCCCAGCAGUACCGAGCUCUUACAGUGCCUGAGCUGACUCAGCAAAUGUGGGAUGCCAAGAACAUGAUGUGUGCUGCAGAUCCGCGCCACGGCCGUUACUUGACGGCCUCAGCCAUGUUCCGUGGCAAGAUGAGCACUAAAGAGGUUGACGAGCAAAUGAUCAAUGUGCAAAACAAGAACUCCUCCUACUUUGUGGAGUGGAUCCCCAACAACGUCAAGUCCAGCGUUUGUGACAUCCCUCCCAAGGGUCUGAAAAUGGCGUCCACAUUCAUCGGGAACUCGACUUCCAUCCAGGAGAUGUUCAGGCGUGUGAGCGAGCAAUUCACCGCCAUGUUCAGGCGCAAGGCUUUCUUGCACUGGUACACGGGCGAGGGAAUGGACGAGAUGGAGUUCACCGAGGCCGAAAGCAACAUGAACGAUCUGGUGGCCGAGUACCAGCAGUACCAGGAUGCUACUGCAGAUGAGGAGUACGAGGAAGAGGAGGAAGAAGACGAGGUCCCUGCUUGAGAAAUCAAUCCCAUGGUUUCUUCUCGGUCUGUUGAUUUUUAAUUAGUGGGAUGGAUGAUUGUUUUUAUUGCUUUUCUUAAAGACUCUCAAGUCAGAUAUCCAUGUGUGUGUGUGUGUGAUAUUCAGCUUGUUGGAACUGAUCUGAUCAUCAUGUUUGAAAAUGAUUGUGAUGAUAUGCUUUGCUUUCGUUCUAUGGUGGAAUCAUGAUAUGUUUGUGCU
Molecule: messenger RNA, 1698 nt
Organism: Andrographis paniculata
Lineage: Eukaryota; Viridiplantae; Streptophyta; Magnoliopsida; Lamiales; Acanthaceae
Product: tubulin beta chain-like
Exons: 3
Coding region: 142-1479 (445 amino acids)
Biological process (GO): mitotic cell cycle; microtubule cytoskeleton organization
Cellular component (GO): microtubule; cytoplasm
Molecular function (GO): structural constituent of cytoskeleton; GTP binding; GTPase activity
Source: RefSeq, a predicted model, not a curated record